This is a messenger RNA of Salvia splendens (bonfire salvia), 1301 nucleotides long. Its product is annotated as pimeloyl-[acyl-carrier protein] methyl ester esterase. Lineage: Eukaryota; Viridiplantae; Streptophyta; Magnoliopsida; Lamiales; Lamiaceae. Gene Ontology annotation, cellular component: chloroplast. The coding region runs from base 231 to 998 and encodes 255 amino acids. The record is from RefSeq and is a predicted model, not a curated record. The transcript has 6 exons.
CACAAAUUUCACUAUUUCAGCCACGAAGAAAAUGAACGACGUUCGCUUGUUAACAAGCAAAAAAUAUCGAUCUUUAUUAAGCUUUUUUUCUUCAGAAGAUAAAGGCCUUUCUUAUAAUCAUACAUUAAUAAAGCAUUACAGGAGCCACUCAACACGCUCCCUUAAAUUAACAAAAAUUCUUCACCAUUUUCCUCCAAAGCUCAACGAUUUCUAAAGCCCUCUUAAAUCCCAUGUCAACUUCUUGCGCCACUUUGCCCAGUUCUGCCAAAUUGGAGUUGCUGGGAAGAAGAAAAAGUUUUUCAAGACUUCAUCGCCAAAGAAGCAGGUGUGGGUUGAGUAGGAGAGGUUUUAUGUUUAAAGGAAUUGUUGCUGCUGGAGCUUCAGCUGUGGCUUCAACUGUUGCUGCAGAGCCCACAAAACCCAAAGGUUUGGAGGAAUUGCCAUUUAAGCCGGAGGGGUAUAAUUACUGGACGUGGAGAGAUAGGAAAAUACAUUAUGUGGUGGAGGGAGAGGGGCUGCCCAUUGUUCUGAUUCAUGGAUUUGGGGCUUCUGCAUUUCAUUGGAGGUACAACAUACCUGAAUUGGCUAAAAAUUUCAAGGUAUAUGCGAUACAUUUGAUAGGAUUUGGCUGGAGCGAGAAGGCGCUUAUUGAGUAUGAUGCUCUAGUGUGGAGGGAUCAAGUUGUGGAUUUCGUGAAGGAGGUAGUUAAAGAGCCUGCAGUUUUAGUUGGAAACAGUCUAGGAGGAUUCACUGCUUUAGUUGCAGCAGCAUCACUGCAGGAUCAAGCUAAGGGUAUUGUAUUACUGAACUCAGCGGGACAAUUUGGCGAUGCUGCUUCUCCUGCAUCCGAGACAGAAGAAAACGUCAUGCAAAAAUACGUUUUGAAGCCACUGAAGGAUGCUUUUCAGCGAGUUGCUCUCGGGUUUUUGUUUUGGCAAGCCAAGCAACCAGCACGUGUUGAGUGUAUGUCUACUCUGCAAACGUCGAUGACUAUCUAAUCAAUUCAAUAACAAGGCCGGCAGAUGAUCCAAACGCUGGCUAAGUUUACUACAGGUACGAAGUUGAGCAAGUAAAGCAAGUCCCAUCCUGUCAAAGUAGCAAAUCAAGGGAGGAAUUGCUUGAUUAAUGGAAGGAGAAGAUUGAGGCAAUAAUUGAAAUUAUGUAAAGAAUAAUAAUGAAUAUUAUUGCCUAGAAUAGAUUGAUACAAUUUCCAUAGAUAGCUAAUAAUCCUCCCUAUAUAUUUGGGGCUGUAAAUCAUUGUACAAUCAAGCAAUAUACACAAAAAACCUUCUACUCCCAAA